Molecule: messenger RNA, 6304 nt
Organism: Frankliniella occidentalis (western flower thrips)
Lineage: Eukaryota; Metazoa; Arthropoda; Insecta; Thysanoptera; Thripidae
Gene: alpha-Man-Ia
Product: mannosyl-oligosaccharide 1,2-alpha-mannosidase IA
Biological process (GO): carbohydrate metabolic process; N-glycan processing
Cellular component (GO): endoplasmic reticulum; Golgi membrane
Molecular function (GO): mannosyl-oligosaccharide 1,2-alpha-mannosidase activity; calcium ion binding
Source: RefSeq, a predicted model, not a curated record
GUUUGCGUUUGGACACGGCACACUAAUGGACUGCUUGGAGUAUUUUAUCGAUUCCCGGCGAUGCCGAACUCCGCUUUUAAGUUGUGGCCGUUGGCGUUGGCAGGUUGGCAGCCCUGGCUUUGUCGCGAGUAAAAGGAAAAGGCGAGCGAGUGAAAGAGAAAGAGAGAGCGCAGCAGAAGAAGAAGAGAGAGGGCUGGAGGAAAGGGGGAGACGAAGAGGCGGUAGCCACAGCAGCAGCAGCCACAAGAGCGGAGAGAGAGAGAGGGGGAGAGAGAAAGGUCCCGGAAGACGCUAAAGGCGGACAGAGAGAAAGAGAGUGGCCGAGUGGCGGCGGAGGUGGUGGAGGUUGUGCUGUUGCCCCGCGGUGUGCUGUGUGCUCGCGCUCCGCGCUCUCGCUCGCGCAGGCAGUAGUAGAGUGAGUGGGGAGGGAGAGAGGCGAGCGGUGAUGGCGACGAGGCCGAGGUCCAGCCCGUGUUCUGUCAGCGGUCCACCGUCAGGCAGUGCUUGUUGACCACCGUCUCGCCAUGGCCGCCGCGGCCGCGGCCCCGCUGCUGCCGUCGUUCCACCAGCGGUUCGCGCACGCCAACGGCGCCCCGGGGGCCCUCGGCUCCGUGACGCGGCGCUCGUUCCGCCCCAAGGAGAGGUUCCUCAUCCUGCUGGUGUUCGGGACGUUCGCGCUGGUCUGCUUCGGGGCCUUCUUCUACCUGCCCGAGUACUCCGGCGCCGGCCCCGCGCACCGCGUCUAUGGCAAGGUCCUGGAGAGCGUCCAGAAGGCGGGGCCGGACCUGCUGAUGCCCGCGGCCGCCCUCGAGAACCCGGGCCUCGUCCGUCACGACGGCGGCCCCGAGGCCUCCGCCAGGCACCUGGACCCGCACUCGGCCGGCGACCGGGCCAAGCUGCUCGCCAAGAUGAAGGAGGACGCCGAGAUGGAGCGGCUCAAGAACCCCAAGGUCCUGGAGCGGCCCGAGAUGGCCGUGGCGCGGCCCGGGGUCGGCUCGAGCGCCGGGCCCGCCGGCCUGCGCCCGUCGCCGGCCUUCCCGGAGGGCGCCUCCCCCGCGCCGGCCCACGGCGGCGGCGCCCCCCGCAGGGUGGUCACCGUGCCGCCCCGCGAGUGCGAGGACUCGUGCCCGCGCACCACGGGCGGCGAGGACCCCGACCCGCUCGUCAGGCAGAAGCGGGACAAGGUCAAGGAGAGCAUCGACGUCUCUGUCUUUGAGACCAACAUUCGUUUUGUGGGUGGCCUGCUGACCUGCUAUUCGCUGACUGGUGACGUCAUGUUCAGGGACAAGGCAGAACACAUAGCAGAGAAGCUGCUGCCUGCGUUCCAAACGCCCACCGGUAUUCCCAAUGCACUAAUCAAUUUGAAGACUGGGUUCAGUAAGAAUUAUGCUUGGGCAAGUGGAGGAUCAAGUAUUCUUUCCGAGUUUGGCACUUUGCACCUUGAGUUUUCAUAUUUGUCGGAUGUGACAGGCAAUCACAUUUACAGAGAAAAGAUAGAUGAAAUUCGUAGAGUUCUUCGUUCCACUGCCAAACCAAGAGGACUAUAUCCCAAUUAUCUUAACCCUAAAACUGGCAAAUGGGGUCAGCAGCACAUAUCUAUGGGUGCAUUAGGAGACAGCUUUUAUGAGUAUCUCCUCAAGGCUUGGAUUCAGUCCAAUCAAGAUGACCAAGAAGCUAGAGAAAUGUUUGAUGAAGCUCUUAGUAACAUGUUUAUUCACAUGUUAAAAGUGUCACCUGGAGGUCUGACAUAUUUUGCAGACAUGAAGUUUGAGUCUGUUGAACAUAAAAUGGAUCAUCUAGCAUGUUUCUCAGGUGGUUUACUAGCUCUGGCUGCAAAGACUCAAAAGAAUGAGAUGACUGAUCAGUACCGAAAGGCAGCUGCUGGCAUAACAAAUACUUGCCAUGAGUCAUACGAUCGAUCUGCUGUGAAACUUGGUCCAGAAGUAUUCCGUUUCACUGAAUCCUUAGAAGCCAAGGCCCUCAGAGUUUCUGAAAAGUAUUAUAUUCUCAGGCCUGAAGUUAUUGAGUCUUACUUUGUGCUGUGGAGAACAACUCAUGAUCAAAAAUACCGAGAUUGGGCAUGGGAGGCCGUUCAGGCUAUUGAGAAGCACUGUAGAGUACCUGGAGGAUACACAGGACUCAAAAAUGUGUACCAGGAUCAUCCUGUGAAGGAUGACGUUCAGCAGAGUUUCUUCCUUGCUGAAACACUUAAGUACCUAUAUCUCAUAUUCAGUGACGAUUCAUUCUUUUCCCUUGAUGAUUGGGUUCUGAACACUGAAGCUCAUCCAUUACCAAUCAAAGAUAGAAACCCUUACUACAGAGGGGCAGAAGUUCGAGGAGAUAAUUAGAAAUAGUAUCUAGGAUCGCAAUGUAAUAUGUUGGCUGUGUCUAUUCUGCUCUUUGGUAACUUCACUCUUCAGACUGAUAGGGUUCCUUGCCCCUAGAGGAUACCCAACUCGACUUCAACGUGCUUGAGUUCAGUCAUGUAUUAACUAUUCAAAUUGAAUAUUGUAAAGCACUGCAUGACAGGAAGUAGUAAACAUAAUUAUUAGAAUGAAGUUCCAUGGGAAAAAAUUACUUGCAGAAAAGGAGUCAAUUGUAAAAUAUUUUCUCUUUCUCUAAGUUAUUUACAUCUGACCUUCUCUUCUGCUCCUGCCAUGCAUGUAGUUACUGCCAAGGGUACUGUGUACUUCAUUUAGAUGGUGUUUUUUUCUUUUAAUAUUAUUAUUGUACAUAGAAACUAAAUCUCAUGAAGAAUAUCAAAUUUUAUAUAUCUAAGGAUAUUUAUAUGAAUGUGUGCGCCAUUAAUGUAUCAUAUGUGGUAAAUGAAAUGUGAAAUGUGUUUCAGACAGAUAUUCUUCACAAUUGUUUCCUGUCUGCUAGUGUUUGGGAAGUAUGUUGUGCGUUUUUUGUCUAGAGAAAGUCAAAUGUGAUACUGUAUUAUAAAAAGCAAAUAUAUGUAUAGCCAAUGUGGUUACCAUAGUAUUUUGGUGAUGUUCCUUGGUUUCUCAGUCGCUUUUUUCUGCCAUGUUCAUGCUUUGAAUUGUCUAAGUACAUAGUUUGUAUGUUCAUGUUUUUUUCUUUAAAAAAUUAAUUAAUUGGAAACAUUAACAAAUGUUCUCCUGUUGUAUAUACUUUUCUGAUAUUGUGAUAAAUUUUCCUUUUUGUGAAUGAUAGUGUGUGAGGAAAGUGUUGAAGUUUGUGUGUUAUUACAAAUGAAUAGCUCUUUAAAACAAGUUGGAGGUACUGAGUACUGUUCCUAGUUUGCACCCCAUGCACAUGUUUUUGUGUGAGAAUACAAUUUUAGCAGAUAGGUUUCGUGCAAAUGGAUUUCCAGUUGAACAGUCAUUCUGUUAUGUCCUUAAAUUGCUUUUAACUUCUUUUUCUGUUGGUUCUCAGACUGGGGUGUGAGCUUAGGUUUGGAAGUUUUUAGUCUUCUGAUGUGUGAAAGCACGAACAUGGGCAGUAGUUGUAUGAAUUGUAAAUUGAUUGUUGAAGUUGGAAUGAGGUUCUGUUUUGUUUUUCUUUAUUUCUUGUUUUGUUAUGGUGAAGGCAAUUAUGGAGUGGUUGUCUAGAUUCCACAUUUAUCGCUAUAAUUUAUCUGAUAAUUUCUUUGAAGAAAUAUAACAUUCCAAUGAAGUUCAUUACAUCAAUCACUGUAUCCUUAUUUUAACUUCUCAAAUGAAAGGUUCAUAUUGUGUACUAUUUGCUGCUAUUUUAUAAAGCGUUUUUCUGUUGAAGUCAGUAUGACGGUCACUGAAUUCAUUUGCUACAAAACACUUCUUUGUUGACAUUAACAUCACAUUUUGUUUGGCUCAAGACACCAAGAUACUGACGAUGGUUAUUUACAUAGUAUUGGCCACAAACUUUUCCUCAAUUACUGAGUAAAACUCAAAUGCAAUACCAUGGUAAAUCCUUAAGGUGUGAAUCUAUGGUUUUUUGUUUUUGUAAGUUUUUAAUUUACAUGUUUCCGUCCUCUUUCUCUUCCUCUUUGAUUUUGUAUACCGAAUUGCCUACCAUAGUUCCAAGCUUCUAAAGAGUAUCCCUUUCCACGCACAUUGUUGAGUGGAGGUUGUGGUCAUUGAUGACAUUUUCUUUUUCUUUGACAUUUAACCCUGGAAUAAUUCCUGGUUCAAAUUGUUUCAUGUGGUAGGUAACUUUUUCUUCUUUGGUGUUUUAAUCAGUGUUAACCCUUUUUCUGAGAAUGUGUUUGUGUUUAAUGAUCUGCCGUUACUUUGUGUAUUUUUUUAUUCCUUUUCUUUUGCAUUUUGAUUCUGUACUACGCGUUUCCACCCUCAUUAGUCUUGUUGAUGCAUAUUACAUUAAAACAUGAGUUGUUUGCAUUGUUUUAAUUUAUGUUUGUUGAAUAAUACUUUGCAUUUUAUUUCUAUGUUAAGAUAUUUGCUAAACAGAUGGUAUUAGUGUUAAUGCCAUGUGUAUUAUUUAUUUGAUCUGAAAAUGCCAAUGAUCUGUUAAUUUUAUUGAAUAUGGAACCACUCAAGAUCCUUGUGAAAACACUUGGAAUUUGUUGCCAUUGUUAUAAAAUUGGAAAGGUCCUGAUAUUGAAGAAUAGACUCAAAGAGGUUGGUGCCAAAUUUGUGAAUAUGUAGGGAAGUAAUUUUCCAACCUAGUUGUUUGUAAUUAAAUAAUUACACUUCCAUUAGGUACCCAUUUGUCAAAGGUCGUAUUCAGUACUGAGAAUUUCACUGCGGUACUUCCUUUGUUGUUGCUUGUUUUUGGUUUUUGAAUAAUUCAAAAUUAACUUACCUGUUUUAUGCCUUUGAAAAUCCACAGUAGUACAAUGCUCAGUGUUUAUUGAUGCCUUGUACAUACGCAGUGCUAGCCUUAAUUUUUAUUUUCAGAUCUUCUGAGUAUCAUCCAAAUUUUAGUCAAGCUACAUGUUUUUAUACUUUAUAACUGACAGUAACCCUGUGCCUGUACGUAACUUCUAUUACUCUAUUGGUUGUUUCUCUAUGUUUGUGGGUGGAUUUUUGGCUGCUCCCUUAGCAAGUGCUGCCCACAAUAGCUUAGAACAAGGGCUUUGUACAGUAAAAACCAGAACAUUUAUUCUUGUGACUUUAAACUAUCACUUGUAUUUUUCUGGAACAUAAUUUACUGUUCACUUUUUCAAAAUUUGAUAUUAAUAAGACCACAAUAAUGUAUAAUGAGUUAUAGCAAGUGUAACAGUGAUUAUCACUGCCAAAAUUUGCAGAUCUAUUUUCAUUGAAUGUCAGCAUUCUCAUUGUUCAUUUUAAGCAAUGGUGUGCCAGGUAUAUGAAGUGAUUCAAAUGAUACUACACCAAGAUCUGUUUGAUUAUUUGUCAAGGGACUUGUUGAACACCCCACCUCCUUCACAACUCGGAAAUUUACUCUGCGUGUACUUUUUAGGUUAGCAGUCAUCAAAAUUUAUGUAUUCAUAGCCAAAAGUGGCAAAAGUAGAAAAAGAUGUUACUAAUUUUUGUGAUCCAUAUCUGCUAGUGUUUGUUUAGGAACUUCUUUUGAUGUCAGUGGAUAAUCAUUCUGGAGUUGACCUGUGGAUAUUUUAAAAACAAAACCAAAAACAACUUGUGGAUUUCACAGUGAUUUUUUUCCCUUUUGCAAGUUAUCUUUAUAUUUACAGUAGAGGGUAAACAUUCACCCUCACUGCAGUAAAUUGUGGAUAUGUCCACUCUUGGGGUGUGUUGUCGGGACCAGGGCGGUUUCAAUUUGUCCCUCUGCAUGGUGAUGCAUUGCAUAAUUGUUUUAUUAUUGAUUGCUGGUUGAGUGAGAACAUAGUUAUUCCUGCUCUUUGAUAUUUUGUAUAGACUGACAUAUUCUUUUAUACAUUGUGAUAGCUUUAAUGCAGUAAAGCUUGUCCUAUUGUACAAAGUUAGAUCCAUCAGUCAAAAUUUAUUUAAAAAGGUAUUCCUGAUGUUAGUUAGGUUUUCUUAGACGAAGCACUCUUGCACCUGUUUUAUAAUGUACAUUCAUUUAGUAAUCUCACUAUCAAGACAAGCAGUAGAUCGGAAAAUUUUAAACAAACUAUGUUUUCUUAAUCAUUUUAACAUAUUUUUAGUCCUGUCUAUUAGCUCUUCAUUAAUUGCAAUAUGUAUCAGUAAAAUCAGUAACUCAAGAUUACUUGAAACAUGCUCACUUGAAAGAUAUUUCAAUGUGUAAAAAUUUUGGGCCUAAAGUAAUUUUACACUUUAAAGCGAUGCUCGAUUGUGCAUUGUCGUAAAUUUAUAAUUCAACUAAAACUACAAUUGAUGGAGUGUUCAGUGUGGCCGAUUUGUAUCCGUCUGUGAAAUACACAGAAAGACGAGUA